Molecule: messenger RNA, 7044 nt
Organism: Talpa occidentalis (Iberian mole)
Lineage: Eukaryota; Metazoa; Chordata; Mammalia; Eulipotyphla; Talpidae
Gene: FADD
Product: Fas associated via death domain
Exons: 2
Coding region: 15-611 (198 amino acids)
Biological process (GO): regulation of apoptotic process; signal transduction
Molecular function (GO): protein binding
Source: RefSeq, a predicted model, not a curated record
GGGGCGCGGGCGCCAUGGACCCGUUCCUGGUGCUGCUGCACGCGGUGUCGGCCGGGCUGUCGCAGGCCGAGCUCCAGGAGCUCAAGUUCCUGUGCGGCGGCCGCCUGAGCAAGCGCAAGCUGGAGGCCGUGCGCAGCGGCCUGGACCUCUUCUCGGCGCUGCUGCAGCAGGAGGCGCUGGGCCGCGACAACCCGGCGCUGCUGCGCGAGCUGCUCGCCUCGCUGCGGCGCCACGACCUGCUGCGGCGCCUGGACGCCUUCGAGGCGGGCGCGGCGGGCGCGGGGCCGCCGGAGGAGCGAGACCUGCAUGCGGCAUUUGACAUCGUCUGUGACAACGUGGGGAAGGACUGGAAAAAGGUGGCCCGACAGCUGAGGGUGUCUGAUGCCAAGAUCGAUGCCAUCGAGGAGAGGUACCCCCGAAACCUGACCGAGAAGAUCAGGGAGGCGCUGAGAGUCUGGAAGAACGCCAACAGGGAGGACGCGACCGUGUCCCUCCUGGUGACGGCGCUCAGGGCCUGCCGCCUGAACCUGGUGGCCGACCUCGUGGAGGAGGGCCAGGCCCAGGGCCUCCAGGACGAGAACAAGAGUGGCGCUGGCUUCCCGGGGUCCUGAGGCCCGGACUCCCCCGCCCUGGGAACCCCCAGGAGCUCUCCCCAGGGCCCAGAGGGCCUCUGCGCCAAGUGACCGAGGGCCCCGUGUGCCCAGCCUGUGAAAACCCAGCGUGAGCCCCGGCCACCUCGCCUCAGAGCCACCCUCUGGCCCCUCAGUCGGCCUUACCAGCAGGGGUGGGGGCGCGGCAGGUGCUCCUCCUGGGGAAGGAAGUCACAUCACGAGUGUGUGCCUCCCACGGGAGCGUGCCCCGGAGCCAUGUCCAGCGUGUGGGAAGAAUCUGAACGCACCCUUGUCACUGUUACCCUGUGGGAAACAGGCGCGGGAGCCAGGGGCAAGUCGGGGUAGGCAGGAAUGGGGGUGACGUCCACACCUGCAGCCAUGGCAUCGCUGGUCGAGACUUGAGGGCAUCGGUCUGGGCCUGAGGGGCUGGGGACGGUCUGUGAGCCGGGCUCCCCAGACCGCAACUGGCCAGAGAGGCCGGCGGGGGUGGCGCCCUCCUGACGUUCCCGCAGGCGUCACGCGUGAGUCCUGUGAUUCCGCAGCUUGAUCGCUGUUGGUGUCAAGAUCACUACUUUCUGAUGACAGAAUCGCCGAAGCAGCUGCAUCCUGUAACCAAACAAGGCACCUUCCUGCCGCCCAGGGGUUUGUCACCCAAUUAAAGAAGUGCCUUACAGGGACCUUCCCAGCCACACAGAAUUUUCCAUUCCUGCCAAUGACUUUUUUUCCUGGUGUCCUCCGCAGCCCCGCUGCUGGGCCGCGCCAUUCAGCCGGUGCCGAGCGCCCGGUGCGUGGACAGGGCGGCUGUGUCCCGAGAGCCCUGCUCUCCACUGAGGGCGCGCCUCCCUCGCCUGCCGGCCUGCCCCCCAGGGUGCUGCGCCCGUGCUGGCCAGGCCGCUGAGCGCAGCCGUGCCCUCUGGGCCCCUCCACAGGCUCUCCAGUGCCAGAUGCCAGCCACAGCAGGAGCCCAGACACAGGUGCCCCUGCUCUGAGCCCUCGGCCCAGGGGGAAUGGUGUUGACCAAGCUAGGUAUUUGGGGUGCUGCGUUUUCUGUGCGUCCUGUCCGCCCACCCGCCACCUCCAGUCAGGGCUGGGCCUGUCCCUGUAGACACGUCACCCCAUACAUGGAGGCAGCUGGGCUGGGAAGUCGGCUUCCCGGGAGCGCGCUUAAACGGGCCAGGAAAGAAAGACAAGUAUUGGCGCGAACCUGUGGCUACCCGUCCUGGGACCCCAAAACCAGGCACUGGGCUCCCCCCAGCGCCUGAAGUCCCCCAACCUGCCCUUGCUGCCCUCAACACAGUCUUCUUCCUCCCCAGCACCCCCAGGCCUCACCCCAAGCUACCCACUGGGCGCUUGGCUCCCUCAGGCCCGGCCAGAGGGCUUAGCUGGUCCUUCCUCUGGCCACUGCCUCGGGCUCCUCCCUCGCACACACCCCCACCUCACUGGGGCCCCCAGGAGCUCAGGUCCCCUCACCCCACCAGCCCCACCUCAUCUCUCCAGCCUGGAUUGCUGCAGGGGGCAUUGUUGCCAGAUAGGAUGCUGACAAGCAGCAAAGAGAAAGGGCCUCACACCGUGGGGCCGAAGAUUCCCUUGUGCCUCACACCGUGGGGCUGAAGAUCUAACAUCCCUUCACUUUUUGUUCUUGGUCAUAAAAGGAGAAAAACUUCCCAAAAGGUACAUCAGGCACUACAUUAUAUACGUCAAUAUACAGUAAAUAAACAGCUUGGAUAAUUACCUCUUAAAAACUAAUUAUUAAACAAUUUGGCCCACUUGACAAUGGGGGAUGGUUUACUAAACAUGCCUGACAAGCGUUGCAAUACAACUAUUAUUGUAGGUUCUUUUUUGCCUUCCCUUGAAGUUUCUUGGGAAAGUUUUUAAAUGAAGCUAUUUGAGUUAAGAAGUUUCUAGGUAGAGGAAGUUCUGAUAGCUGAGUAGCAGCCGGCCCCUGGUGUGAAGGCCAUGAGAAUAAGAAACGUUCUUUCUUUGCUUAGGCUUUAGCUGAUGGGAAUGUUCCGGUGGCUAUCAAUUGUGUUGGGCUAUUGUUUAGCUGAAACAAUGAAUUUUAGUGUAAGACUUAGUUUUUUAUUAACCUUGAAGGUUGCCUUUUUGCUGAGAGCUCGGAAAAGGAGAUGCACUAAUUGUUUCUGCUUUGUUUCUAUGAACUUGAUAAUGUAAUCUCAAUGCUUGCAAAAAACGUAUAAAUAAAGAACCUGCUGAGCCUUUCGGCAGAAGAUACUAACACCUCACCAAGUGUCGGUGUCUUCUCAUUCCCUUCCCCUCAGUCCCUAAGUUUCAGAUCAUUCGUAUUCGCCGAUGCCUCUCAUCCUUUCAGGAACCCUGACACGACAUUUUGCCGGAGGCUGGUCCCCGGCAAGUGGCCCGAAGCAGAGACUUGAAAGGUAAGAUUUCUUUCCCGUGCGGGACGGCUAGGAUCUGCUCCAUAGGGUAGGGCACAUACCCUCCUGUAGAGGAAGCAGGUUUGGGGGAGCAGAAAGUCAGAACUGUAAUAAGGCUAGUGGGUGUCUUAUUACGUGAUAAGGCGAGUGAGUGUCUUAUUGUUGAGAAGCAUUGGGCCAUACUGAGUCUAAGGAAAGAGGACUCUUUAUUGAUAUAAGUAUACUUGUUAAGAGAGGCCUUAAGACCUCUCAUGCGCAAUUGGCUAGUUUCCUAAAUUUUGUUGAGAUUUGUCCUUGGUUUCCAAAAGAUAGAAGAAAAUUACGGCUAUCUGCAUCCCUAAAGGACAUUAAAGAGGACUCAGCUGACAGCCCUGUAUUAACAAAACAGUUGCCUGAACAAAUAGAUCGUUUUUUGCCUGGCUGGAGGUAAAAUGAAAGAUGCAAAACAAAAGGUAAAAGAAAAAAUAGCCUGCAGUAUUAGAGAAAGUGAUCAGGAUUCUUGGGAUAGUGAAAUUGUUUUUCAAAAGCCAAAAGUUGAUUCUAGAGCCAAUACUGACCUCUUUGCAGAGGCAUCGGCUCCCAAUUAUGAGACCAUUCCAAAAUCCAGCCCAAAUUUCCAGCCUGGACUUGGCUAAAAUUGUUAAGAGAUAAAAAUAAAAACUCAAAAACAAGUAAGAGAUAAUGUGUCAUGAUCCUAAAUGAAAGAAAAAUAUGCUCCAAUCUUUUCCUGUUAAUUAUUUGGGGAGGAGGCUAGGUUCCCCCUGGUGGAGUUUUGCCAUUUGUUUCUUUUAAAAUAAAUAAAUAAGGUAUUUCUAAAUAAUAGCAUUCAAAGUUCAUUCACAAUUAGUAAAGUGAUAGAAAAUGGUUAAAUAUGACUAUGUAAGAUUAUAUAACUAUAAUAUGACUAAAAGGUUUUUAUUAAAAUAUCAUAAACCCACUGCGGUGGACAGGUGGGGGCUGCCCUUGAUCUCAGCAAGCAGCUGCCUGGACUUUUUCUCCGGUGUUGAGAUCACUGGCAGGUCUCUACUGCCUUCCGGCUGUGGGGGACUGAACUUUUCUAUUGUCCACCUUAAAAAAUUAUUUUGGUUCAUUCUACAAAAAUAGUUCUAUUUCCCUGUGUUUCUCUGAUUUUAAAGUCUAAAUUGUCUUAGGCAAAAACUAUUGAGUUACUUUUGACUUGCUAACAAGCUAUAUAGAAUACUUAUUGGUUGAAUAAAAGCUUUUAAAUUUACUUAUUGGAACUGUAAAAGGUUAAGUUUCUUGUUAAAACUAAUUAACCUGGUAAAGUAUAAAGUGAUAAUACAGACAUUUUUGAGCUAAAUUCUAAACCUCAGUAUCUUCACACAUAUUGGUAAAAUAACUAUAUUUUAAAAUAUAUGCACAUGGCCAAAAAUUUAUAUGUCUAUCAAGAGAUCUCUGUGUCUGUUUGUGUCUGUCUUUGUAUUUUUGUUUUGUUUUGUUUUUUACCUCCGGAGGACUAGUUAUAAAAGGCGCCUAUAUAAGUUCUAAUAAAAACAAAUUUUGAGAUCAUAAUCCAAAUUUUUAAUAUACAAAAACUAGUUCAAAUUUUAUGAUAUAAUUCAAAGCAUAUAUGCCUUAAAGUUAUGUUAAAUAUUAAUAAUCUACUCUGUGUAAAUGUAUCUUUAAAGUAUUUUCCUUUCCUUGACUAAAAACAUACAUAUAUGCAUAUAUGUAUGUAUAUGUAAAAUUUUUUUUGUCAUAUUAACUUUACCAAGUGCAACUAAGCUAUACUGUUUUUAAGUCAAUUUUAGUAAUCUGCUAUGUUUAGAGUAGCAUUUUGGGGUUGUGAACACACAAAGCACCUCCUUAUGUUCUGGACUACUGAAAAAAAAAAAAACUCCAUCAUGAUUUGUUGAAAGUUUCAGUAAUGUCUGAAGAAAAGAGGAAGGAAAUUGAUGACUGAUGGUUAAUUAAAAAAGAAGGGAAGGGAGAGUAGUUUUGUCUUAAAAUUAAAGUGUCUGGUUGUGCCAGAAUGUGGAGGAAUAGAGAAAAAAGCUAAAAUUGAGGGUAUGUAGUAAGUUGUAGAAGGUUUGAGGGAAGUGAAUUUUAUUUGCCUUGAUUUAUAAAACCUGCAAAUAAUGGGUUUGAAGAAAAACAAUGAUAUGUGUUGGAAAUUUGGCUGUAUUACAUUAUUUGAUCAAUUUAUUCAUUUGAUGGAAAAAAGACUAAUUAAUGCUAAAUCUUGCUUUCGUGUGGCCACACAGACCAUUUCAGUGAAGUUGUCAACAUUGUGGUGCUGGACUAAACCGGUGCCUUCAUGGAAAUUUUGUGUUGUUGUUUCUGUUGUUUUUCUGAUCUUUGUGGCAGGGCUUCCUGGGGGUCUGAAUUCAGUUUCGAAUCUGGUGGUCUGUCAUUUGGCUGAUGCAAGGAAAUUUUGUGGAACCUCAGUAGAGCUCCUGAGACACUCCACAAGGUUUCUCCCUUUCCUCUGGGGAAAGGUGUUAAAUAUAUUUGUUCUAUUUGGCUUACCUAGUGAAGUAAAACUGGAAAGGAAACAUUGUCACUUGGGAAAAUGAUAAAACUUUGGCAUGUACAGAAAUGUUAACACUGGUUUUCUAAAAUGUGUAUAAAAACCCCUCAGUACCUGAUAUGUAUGUAAAUUUUCAGUGGUGAUUGUCACCUUGUAAUAUUGUAUACUUCGAUUGUUUAUUGAUUGUUUAUUGUUUAAUUGUUAUUUCAGAAAUUGUUUCUGGAAAAAUAGGGAAAAAACAAAAAACCUCAACGGAUUCCUAUUGAUGGAACUGUUGAGAGUACAAAUUUCCUACACAGGACUGAAUAUACCUGAUAUUUUCUAAGUUUUUUUUUUUUUUUUUUGACAUAAUACUGGUAAAAUUUUUUUGCAUUUUGUUCUGAAUCCACAAAGUUUUCUUGUUUUGGUGACCAUGAUCUGCAGCAAAGUUGCAAUUCUUUUUUCCAGCAAAGCUAACUUGUAUUUGCAUUUUCUCUCCCCUUGAUUCCAACACAGCCUAAAAAUAGUGGUAGUAAUCUUUUACUACUUAGCUCAAAGUCUGUUUUUGCAUAAUUUCCAUAGGGAUCUUGUCUGUUUAUACAAACAAAUUUGGACAUGAGUUUAAUUGUGUGGCUUUGUGUGGAGUUCUUCCAAAAAGUUAAAACAGAGCUGAACCGAGAAGAGGAGAACCUGUUUGCUUUGUUUGUAGGGUUCCAGAAACCUCCAGAGAAGGUGAGGAAGCUUGCCUUCAUUGGCAGGACUGGACAACCCGGCCAACGAAAAGUCCCUGGUACCCUCGUGGAGAGGAAAGCCCAGGUGGAGUCUGAUAACACCAACUUGUUCCAGAAGCCUACAUGGGCCGGAUGCCAACAGUUUGCUCUGAUCGUAUAUGAAGUGUUCCAACAAAGCCAGCUGAAAUUGCUGUUUAGUUAUUCUGCCCUGUGAUUGUAUGCAAAAAUAGGUAAUAUGGUUUAAAAGUAGAUUUAGUUUACAAACUUUUGCUGUGCUGUUGAAGUUUGGGAUCAAGGUUGGGAGAAUUUGUGUUUUACAUAAAUUGAACCAUUUCAAAUUUUUUUUUUCUAAAAUUUUGACAUAUUUGCUGUCUUGUUUUGACUAAUGUCUCUGAAUUUUUUUUUUUUGCUUGGACUGAUGAACUGUUUUUCCAAAAAUGGAGGACUUUUGCUUUCUACAAUGGACAAUACCUGGAGGGACUGAUUUUCUUUCACACUGAAACCCAGUAAAAUUUUCAUCUGAGACUGCAUUCCAACAUCCAUAUAUUCGAUCUUCAUCACCAUGGAAAUGAUGGUCAAAAACAAAAAAGGGGGAGAUGCUGCAGGGGGCAUUGUUGCCCCAGCCAGAUAGGAUACUGACAAGCAGCAAAGAGAAAGGGCCUCACACCGUGGGGCCGAAGAUUCCUUGUGCCUCACACCGUGGGGCUGAAGAUCUAACAUCCCUUCACUUUUUGUUCUUGGUCAUAAAAGGAGAAAAAUUUCCCAAAAGGAACAUCAGGCACUACAUUAGAUACAUCAAUAUACAGUAAAUAAACGGCUCGGAAAAUUAUCUCUUAAAA